Messenger RNA from Bubalus bubalis (water buffalo), 1728 nucleotides. It is a transcript of the gene DYNLT4, whose product is annotated as dynein light chain Tctex-type 4. Gene Ontology annotation, cellular component: cytoplasmic dynein complex; cytoplasm. Gene Ontology annotation, biological process: microtubule-based movement. NCBI's taxonomy places the organism in Eukaryota, Metazoa, Chordata, Mammalia, Artiodactyla, Bovidae. The coding region runs from base 978 to 1634 and encodes 218 amino acids. The transcript is spliced from 2 exons. Gene Ontology annotation, molecular function: dynein intermediate chain binding. The record is from RefSeq and is a predicted model, not a curated record.
GGGCAGUCUGGGCACUAGGGCACACAAGAGGUGUGGACAGCAGGGGACUAGGCCCAGGACACUUAAAAGUUAGGUCAGCAGGACUCACUGAGGAGUGAAGUCACCACUGUUGAAUCAGAUCUGAGUUCCAGUGGGUCUCCCUUCCCCCUCCCCCAGCCCAGAACUGAGGAAGUCAUCCAAGCCCCACCCUAGCUGUAUACAAGGAACGGAAAUGUUUGUCCUAAUUGAGGCUGAUGGGGAGACGAUAGGGCCAUGACGUGCUCCUUCCUGUAGGCCCGGAUCCUGAUUCCUGAGCAGCCACCCCAGCAGCCUCAGGGUUUCCCCAUACCCCAGGCCUCUGCAACUUGCUCACAAGUAGAGACAGCCUUCACAAGGGGAGAAAUGGACAGUGGCUCAAGAGCCCUGGGGUAGGGGGACACCUUUCUGACCAGAGCCCCCUGUCUACAUCUGUCCCUUCACUCACACUUGUAUGCCCUUAGGCUCUAACCCCCUGUUGAUCCCCCUCCCCUGAUGACUCAGCCACUCGGCAUUCAACACAUGCUUACAGUAACACUCCCAGGUUAAGCUGGAGCCAGGACUGGUGAGAGGGAACCAGGAAGAGGAGUGAGUGCUUGCCCAGCAACCCAGGGCAACUCCACAACACAGGCAAGGGGCCCUUACCCUCCUACCUGCCAGUCAGGUCAGUCGGGCAAGGGCUGUUAGGAGAGCGCCUGGAGGACACAGGCUGCAGGUGCCUCAGGUGCCUAAGGAGUUUGGGGAAGAGGGCAGCCAUCCCAGAACUGACUCUGGAGCCUUUAACCCUCUAAGCACCCAGGAAUCCAAGCAGCCGGGAACUAUUUGAUUCACCGGUCCGAAAAACACAGGUAAGGAGGGAUUAGAGGGUAAAAACUCAUCACUAAGUAAGAGACUAGAUGGUGUACAAGGAUAGCUAGUGAGGGCCAUCCCAUCCAAGUGUGGGUCUUCCAGCCGGCAGGUCCAUGGCUGGCAGGCCUGUGGCCCCCGGACGCCAGGAGGAGGAGGCCAAAGAUCAUGGGCUGAAACUAUCAGCAGCGCGGCCUCUAGGCCACCUGCCCAGCAUUGAUGAAACCCGACCAGCUGGCCUGGGCCCGGCCUCCCGCCGUGGCUCCGUGCUAGGUCCAGUCUUGUCCUUUUCACGCCGCAACUCGCUGGCAGGGCCAAGUGCAGGCCCUGGGGGUCGACGCCCAUCCCUGGGCCCCGUGCCCCCUCUAGGCUCGCGGGUCAGCUUCUCUGGCUUGCCCCUGGCACCCGCCCGCCAGAUGGCGCCCUCGUACCGCACGGAGCCGGCGCCGGGGGAGCGCUGGGAGACCGCGCGCGCACAGCAGGCCCUGGAAGCAGCGUUGGCCGAGGGACUGCGGGACGCGUGCUACUCAGGCGCUGAGGCCGGGCGGCUGGCACAGGAGCUGUGCGAACUGGUGCGCAUGCGCCUGCGCGAGCUGAGCCCGCCGCGCUACAAGCUGGUGUGCAGCGUGGUGCUGGGGCAGCGUGCGGGCCAGGGCGUCCGCGUGGUCAGCCGCGCGCUCUGGGACGCCGCGUGCGACGGGUUGGCCUCGGCUACCGUCACCAACGCCUCGCUUUUCGCCGUGGCCACGGUCCAUGGACUCUACUGCGAGUGAGGAGGCCCUCGAGUUCUGCAAAAACGGUUUAUUAUCCCAGAAGGAGGCCCUUCGUGGGGCUCACAUCCCAAUAAAUAAAUGUCAAUAAAUAAAA